Ectocarpus siliculosus is the source of this 734-nucleotide messenger RNA. The record is from the annotation of a GenBank genome assembly. NCBI's taxonomy places the organism in Eukaryota, Phaeophyceae, Ectocarpales, Ectocarpaceae.
CAAAUAGACAAGGUUGUGUGGCCGCCAUCGUUACGUCAGCUGGACUUUGGUGUGGAGUUCAACCAGCCCAUGGACAAGGUCACUCUCCCGGCAUCGCUACUCCAGCUGGACUUUGGUAUGGAGUUUAAUCAUCCCGUUGACAGGGUUCGAUGGCCGGUGUCCUUGCAGAAGCUAGCGUUUGGGCGGGACUUCAACCAGCCCGUUGGCAAGGUCACUUUGCCGGCAUCGCUACUCCAGCUGACUUUUGGAAAGAACUUCAACCAGCCAAUUGACAUGCUUCGAUGGCCGGCGUCCCUGCAAGAGCUCACGUUUGGCCGCAGCGAUGGCUCCAUGUGGGACCACAAAAAAAUGACGCCCUACAUCCAGCACUUCUUUGGUCUUGGCUCUAACUUUAACCAGCCCAUAACUGGAGUCUUGUGGCCGGCUUCGCUUGUGAAGAUCACAUUUGGGCAGUGCUUCAACCAACCGAUAACGGGAGCCUUGUGGCCGGCUUCGCUUCGGCACCUCGCCUUCAGCCGGGAUUUCCAGUUGCCGAGUGAGACCUUCGAAUGGCCGGCGUCUCUGCAGCAGGUGACGAUCGCUUGCCGGCCUGACCAAGCACUACCAUCGUGGCAAGGUGUGGAAGUCUUCGGGGUAUGGAGAGCAUACUGGCCCCAUCGAGAGGAAACUGAUAAACUACAGUAACUUAUGGUUUCCUUCCAUCCUACGGAGUUGGCAGCCAAGCGUGGCCCUCU